AUUGGAGGGUAGUCAAGGUUUAAGGGGUGGAGCCCUGUGUCCGAGUACACCGUCGCAGCGAUGUCCACGUCGCCGGCGGAAAGAGCAGCAUGUUGAGUUCCACAUCAAUGAGCAACAGGAAUUGGCCCUGAGAUUGGCCACUCAUUGAUGUGUUAUACUGAUGCGUCUGCGUUUCUUUGCAUAGGGAACCAGUAACCCGUUCAGCUACAUAUCGGUGCAUUGGAUCUCAUCGCUCAUGCGCCUAGGGUACCGCCGACCGCUCGAGGAGGAAGAUUUAUACCUGCUUAACGAAGAGGAUGAGUCCAACGCGAUUGCCCACGUCCUCGACGGCUACAAGGACCAAGUCAGAGCCCAUCUCGCCGACUCAAACAACCCGGAACCGCAGCUUUUCAAAGUCUUGAUGCACCAUUUCGGCGCCUAUUGGAUCGCCGGUCUUGUCUUGUACGUGGUCUCGAUCGCCUGCGGGCUCCUCAGUCCGAUGUUCAUUCAGCAGGCGCUCAUCUACGUUCAGCCGGUCGAGCAGCGCACCAGUGCCGAUGACUUGUGGCUGAACUCUGGCUUGGGGAUCUCUUUCAUCCUGUUCGGCCUUCAGCUGGGGCUCACGCUGUCCGCAAAGACCGCUGAGCAGAUGUUGCGCAAGCUUAUGAUCAACGGCCGAUCGCUGCUGAUCGGCGCAGUGUAUGAGAAGAGUUUGCGCCUGUCGGCCGCUGCUGCUCAAAAACACUCUCAAGGCCAGAUCAUGACACUGAUCAACGUCGAUGCGGGGCAAGUCGCCGCCACCGUUCUUCAUGGCGUUCCUGUCGUCACGGCGCCCAUCCAGAUUAUAGUCGCGGUAGCCCUGCUGGCUUCGUCCUUGGGCGUCGCUACGGCUGCAGGCGUCGGUCUUAUGGUGUUGUUCUUCUUCCUCCAAGCUCCGCUCGUGAACGCCGCCCAGAAGUCCUUCGGCGUCGUCUUUGCCAAAGCCGAUACGCGGCUCAAGGCGGUUCGUGAAGCACUCUAUUCGAUCAAGAUUGUCAAGCUCAGAGCCAUAGAGGACUUCAUCCUGCCCAAGAUCGAGGCCAUCCGCGCUGAGCAGACGGCGGCGCUGAAAAGCUCGUACAUUGCGUUUGCCAUCUUCAUCUCUCUGGGUUUGUUCACUCCGCUUCUCCUUCCCAUCAUUACAUUUGUGGUUUACAGCGCCAUUCAUGGAAGCUUGGACCCGACAAAGGUCUUCCCAGCCCUGGUCCUCUUCCAAAUCCUCUUUUCCCCCAUGAUGAGCCUGCCCCAAGCGCUAAGUGCCGUGGCCACUGCCCGUGUCAGCUGGAAACGUAUCACCACGUUAUUGGCCGCCUCCGAGGUCGCACCUCUCACUGCGAGCCGGGCUUCCGAAGGCAAUGGCAUUGCCGUGAAGAUCAUUGAUGCAACCUUCCGGUGGGAGGAGGAGAAAGAUGAGACCAAGAAGUCCAAGAAGGAGAAGAAAAUCGCCAAGAAGGCUGCAGAGGAGGCGGCUAAGAAGGAAAAGGAAAUGGACGGCGUGAAGACUCUGGAAGUUGAAGCUGCGCCUACCGGCAUCCCCCCGCUCUUCCGUGACCUCAACGUCUCCAUCCGUCAUGGACAGCUUACCGCCGUCGUCGGGAGCGUGGGAAGCGGCAAGUCAUCUUUCCUCUCAGCAAUCAUCGGCAGGAUGACCAAACUCAAAGGCCAGGUUGAUAUCUACGGCAACGGUAAAAUCGCCUUGUGCGAGCAGCAACCCUGGAUCCAGACCGCGACCGUCUCGGAGAACAUUACGUUUGGAAAUCCGGUGGAUGCGGCGCGACUGCAGCAUGUUCUGCGAGCGUGCUCACUUGAAGAUGACAUGCGGCAGUUGUCUGCCGGUCUCGCCACCGAGAUUGGAGAAAAGGGCAUAAACCUCUCAGGUGGACAGAAGGCUCGCGUGGCACUUGCCCGGGCGAUAUACGAGGAGGACACAGAAAUCUUCCUUCUGGACGACCCGAUCAGCGCCCUCGACGCCCACGUCGGUCAAGAAAUUUUCCAGCGAUGUAUCAAGGAGGAACUCGCCGGCAAAACCCGUGUCCUCAUCACCCAUCAUCUGCACCUCAUGCCCGAGGUGGACCACAUCAUUGUGCUUCAAGAGGGACGCAUUGCUGAGGAAGGGUCAUACGCGGAACUGAUGGCCGCCAAGGGCGUGAUGGCGGAGCUGAUGAAAGAUCAUCGUGAGAACGAUAACUUGAACGAGGAGAAGAAAGACGAUGAGCUCAAGGCGGAAGUUCACGGACCCACAAGCGUUUCAGCGGCGAUAGCGGCUGCUGACGACAGUGACGACGCCGACCCUGUGGGAGCGCUUAUGGCUGUUGAGGGGCGAGCGGUUGGCGCGGUGCAGUGGGCGACGUACAAAGCCUAUAUCGAGACCGCGGGUGGUCUGAAGUAUGCGCUGUUGCUCAUGUUGUCCGUCUGUGCCUACAACGCGCUGGAAAUCAUGGCGUCCUACUGGCUUGUGUGGUGGACAGAGAACAGAUUCAGCGACUGGACGACGGCCGACUACCAGAUUGCCUACGUCGGCACUGGCGCCCUCGCCGCGGUCUUCAUCAUGCUGGUGAAUGGCAUCAUUAUGAUCGGGAACUUCAGCGUUGCAAAGCACAUUCAUCGCAAAGCCCUCGGGAAUCUCCUUCGGGCUCCACUUGGUUUCUUUGAGACUCAACCUAUCGGCCGCAUGCUAAACCGCUUCUCGAAAGACGUCGAGCAGGUCGACUUCGAGCUGUGGAACGACGUUAAUAUCACCGUCUUUUGCAUGGCUGCCAUUUUAUCCUCGCUAAUCGUCAUGGCGAUCGUAUCACCCUUUACUCUGUGCCUCUUCGUUCCGGUUUGCGUGGGCUACUGGUUCAUCCUGGGCUACUAUCGCGCAAGUUUUAGGGAGCUCAAGCGCCUGGACAGCGUGCUGCGCUCGCCACUCUACUCUCACAUCUCCGAGACCCUGACCGGCCUGACCACUAUUCGCGCAUAUCAUGCUGAGGGCAAAUUUAUCGACCGCCAGCGCGUGCUGAUGGACAAGAGCACCGCCCCGUUCUAUCUGAAACUUACAUCAGCCAUCUGGAUCAGUCUCCGGCUGGAACUCUCGACGAGUUUGAUUGUGCUCCUUCUCGCCUUAUUGGGCACUUACGGCGCUAUCAGCACCUCACUUCUCGGCCUUGCCUUCUCGUACGCCAUACCCCUCACGAUGACCAUCAACAUGGUGCUGACCUCCUUCGCCGACCUCGAGUCCGACAUGAACUCGAUAGAGCGGCUGGCUGAGUACGCACAAGAUUUGCCUCAAGAGCCGCCGGCGAUCAUGCCCAAGGACCCGGAUGCCGCGGAAUGGCCGACCGUCGGUGCUAUCGCCUUCAAGAACUUAGAGCUCCGGUACCCAUCCCGGCCAGACCACGCCGUUCUCCGCGACCUGUCGCUGACAAUCAAGCCCGGAGAAAAGAUUGGAAUCAUUGGUCGCACCGGUUCUGGAAAGUCGACGCUUCUUACGGCUCUCUUUCGGCUAGUAGAGCCUUCCAAAGGCUCCAUUGUGAUUGACGGCCGUGACAUAGCUGAUCUGGGCCUGCGGACCCUGCGCAAGGGUAUCCAGAUCAUCCCACAAGAGCCCGUGCUCUUCCAAGGCACAAUCCGCAGUAAUCUGGACCUCGAGGAUAAGUGCGCGGACGACCAAGUCUGGGACACAUUGGAGCGGAUUGGCCUCAAAGAGUACGUGGCAGGUUUGCCGGCCAAGCUCGAAGCUCCCGUUGCCGUCAACGGCGAGAACCUCAGCCAAGGUCAGGCGCAGCUCAUGUCGCUUGGCCGGGCCAUCCUGACCAAGCCGAAGAUUUUGGUUAUGGAUGAAGCUACGGCAAGCGUCGACGCCGCCGCAGAUUUACUUAUCCAGACCUCGAUGAAGACGCACUUUUCUGAGGCGACCGUGCUCUCCAUUGCCCAUCGGCUCAACACUAUCAUCGACUUUGACCGCGUUCUCGUCCUCGACAACGGGUCCAUGCGUGAGUUCGACACCCCGCACGCCUUGCUCAACAACCCAACUUCGCUGUUCUCAAAGCUCGCGGACGCAACGGGAUCCGCCAAUGCGACCCAUUUGCGUGCCGUGGCGGCCGAGGCGGAACGAGCUCGCGCGGGACGUGCAUGAUGUGAGACUAGUGGGGUGAUUGUCUUUUGAGUGAUUUCAGUUUUUAUACAUAGGUAGAGUGGGGCACACGGCGUAUAUAUACGAUUAUAGAAAGUAGAAACAUAAAUCGACCUUUGGGAAGACGAUUGGUGGCGGGUGGCCGGUCGGUGGCCGAAUCGACGGGCCACAAUAAAGCACAAAGCACAUCCGACAUCGUUCAAGCUUGACCCAGAGCCUGGACGAUCCACAGGGGGAGGAGCCCUAGAUAACCAGGCUGCCUAGUCAUUGCAGCGCUGCUACCCGAUUCCAGCAGCUCCUUCACGCGCAGCUCCAUUGCCAGAGCCCCACCUAUAUGUGCGACUUGUGAGUUCCCAUUCGGUGACUCUCCAUGUUUCGACUUUGUAUUACACCCAUCAAUCCUCAAUUCAGAUGCACUUUUUUGUCAGUCUUUUCG
Fimicolochytrium jonesii is the source of this 4568-nucleotide messenger RNA. Its product is annotated as P-loop containing nucleoside triphosphate hydrolase protein. Bases 236 to 4135 code for a protein of 1299 amino acids. Gene Ontology annotation, biological process: transmembrane transport. Gene Ontology annotation, molecular function: ATP hydrolysis activity; ATP binding; ABC-type transporter activity. The transcript has 7 exons. Gene Ontology annotation, cellular component: membrane. The record is from RefSeq and is a predicted model, not a curated record. NCBI's taxonomy places the organism in Eukaryota, Fungi, Chytridiomycota, Chytridiomycetes, Spizellomycetales, Powellomycetaceae.